Messenger RNA from Parnassius mnemosyne (clouded apollo), 2391 nucleotides. NCBI's taxonomy places the organism in Eukaryota, Metazoa, Arthropoda, Insecta, Lepidoptera, Papilionidae. The record is from the annotation of a GenBank genome assembly.
AUGGUUGGAAAAAGUAAUAAGUUAUACGUCUACAAAAGGGGUGGAAGGAUGGAAGAGGUGCAUAUAGACAAAAUAACAUCAAGAAUCAAGAAACUUUGCUAUGGAUUAAAUAUGGAUUUCGUUGAUCCUGUAUCAAUAACAUUAAAAGUCAUCAGUGGUAUUUACUCAGGAGUAACAACAGUGGAAUUAGACAACUUGGCUGCUGAAACAGCAGCUACUAUGACUACGGAUCAUCCAGACUAUGCUGUGCUAGCUGCAAGAUUAGCCAUAUCUAAUCUACACAAAGAAACUAAAAAACAUUUUUCAGAUGUGAUGACUGAUCUAUAUAACAUAAUAAAUCCUCACACAAAGAAAAGGUCACCAAUGAUCUCAGAUUUUCAUUAUAAUAUAAUAAUGAAGAAUAAGGAGCGCCUGGACUCAGCAAUAGUUUAUGACAGAGAUUUUAAAUACAAUUACUUUGGCUUUAAGACUUUGGAAAGAUCAUAUCUCCUUAAAAUUAAUAACAAGGUUGCUGAAAGACCACAACAUAUGCUAAUGCGUGUGGCUAUUGGUAUUCAUGGUGAAGAUAUAGAUGCAGCAAUUGAAACAUACAACUUAUUAUCUGAAAAGUAUUUCACUCAUGCCAGUCCAACAUUGUUCUCUGCAGCAACUCCAAGACCACAACUAUCUUCUUGUUUUCUUAUAGCCAUGAAAGAUGAUAGUAUUGAAGGUAUAUAUGACACACUAAAACAAUGUGCAUUGAUUUCAAAAUCAGCUGGUGGCAUUGGAUUGCAUGUUCAUUGUAUUAGAGCUAAAGGUACCUACAUAGCAGGAACCAAUGGUGUUUCUAAUGGACUUGUGCCAAUGUUAAGAGUGUAUAAUAAUACAGCAAGAUAUGUGGAUCAAGGUGGUAAUAAACGGCCAGGAGCAUUUGCGAUAUACUUAGAGCCGUGGCACUCAGACAUAUUCGAGUUUCUUGAUUUGAAAAAGAAUACUGGUAAGGAGGAGGUACGGGCAAGAGAACUUUUUUAUGCUCUGUGGAUUCCUGAUUUAUUUAUGAAAAGAGUGGAGAAAGACGAAACAUGGAGCCUAAUGUGCCCUCAUGACUCUCCUGGUCUUGCUGAUUGUUGGGGUGAAGAAUUUGAGACUCUCUAUGAAAAAUAUGAACAAGAAAAAAGGUUUGUUAAACAAGUAAGAGCUCAAGAAUUGUGGAAAGCAAUAAUCGAAGCACAAGUAGAAACAGGAACACCGUAUAUGCUUUACAAAGACUCCUGUAAUAGGAAAAGUAACCAAAAAAAUCUUGGCACCAUUAAAUGUAGUAAUCUCUGCACUGAAAUUGUUGAAUACACUUCAGAAGAUGAAGUUGCAGUGUGCAAUUUAGCUUCAAUUGCUUUAAACAGGUUUAUCAAUGAAGACAAAACUUACAGCUUUACAAAAUUAAAAGAGGUAACUAAGAUAAUAACACAGAAUUUGAACAAAAUAAUUGAUGUAAACUAUUAUCCAGUGCCUGAAGCAAAGAACUCCAAUAUGCGACACCGGCCCAUAGGUAUAGGCGUACAAGGUCUAGCUGAUACAUUUGUAUUGAUGCGUAUUCCAUAUGAAAGUGAAGAAGCAAUAAAACUAAAUCAGCAAAUUUUUGAAACAAUAUAUUAUGGAGCUUUAGAAGCCAGCUGUGAACUUGCUGAAAAACAUGGUGUUUAUAGUACAUAUGAAGGUAGUCCAGCCAGUAAAGGCAUUCUGCAGUAUGACAUGUGGGAUAAAACUCCAACUGAUCUCUGGAACUGGUCUGCUCUGAAAGAAAAAAUUGCAAAACAUGGCCUUCGUAAUUCUCUUUUAAUAGCCCCUAUGCCCACAGCAUCUACAGCACAAAUCCUCGGAAAUAAUGAAUCAUUUGAGCCAUUCACGUCGAAUAUUUAUCAAAGACGAGUCUUAUCAGGAGAGUUUCAAGUAGUAAAUCAUCAUUUGCUGCGAGAUUUGACGCAAGCAGAAUUAUGGGAUGAAGAUAUGAAAAAUCUUAUAAUUCAUAAUAAUGGAUCUAUUCAAAACAUAGAAAGUAUACCAAAGGAAAUACGAGAUUUAUAUAAAACAGUUUGGGAAAUUUCUGUUAAAACUACAAUAAAAAUGGCUGCCGAUAGAGGAGCUUUUAUAGACCAAAGUCAGUCUUUUAAUAUCCAUGUUGCUGAACCAAACUAUGGUAAAUUAACCUCAAUUCACUUUUAUGCUUGGAAAAUGGGCUUGAAAACGGGUAUGUAUUAUUUACGAAUUAAGCCUGCUGCUAAUGCAAUUCAGUUUACAGUUGACAAAUCAAAAGUGCAACUUUUAAAUGGAAGAACUGAUAAAGAUGAGGCUAACAUGUCAAUGAUUGCAUGCUCCUUACGAAAUAAGGAUGAAUGCUUGAGUUGCGGUUCAUAA